GAUAUCUUUCACCUACUUUCACCCUUUCGCAAAACUAAUUUCAGCACUUUUUAGUUUUCUGUUUUUCUGUCAAAAACACAUGAUUUUGAGCUAUUUUGAGGUUAGACACAGAUCUUAUGGAAGUCAAGUAACUCGCCUUGCAUUAAAUAAACAAUACUUAUAAUCUACUGGCAAUUUUAGCUUUGCUGUGCUGAUAAUUAUGUUUAAUUCGUCACUUGGUGGGGUAUAUUUGUGAAAAAAAGUUAAAAAUUCUUCUGUAAAAAUCAAGAUUUUCAAUGGGAUCUUCAUCUAUUUCACCAUACUUGGUGGUUCUUCCAAUAGUGCUUGGGGUAGGAAUUGUCGUUACUUCGAUAGUACUAUACAAAUUUUACAUAUCAAACCAGUCUUCAUCAACACAAUCUAAAGGGAAAAAACGUAAAGUUUUGCUUGAGGAUCCUCAAACCAAAUACAAAAUCCCUCUGAUCGAGAAAACAAUCAUCAGUCAUGAUACCAGGAAUUUCAGGUUUGGAUUACCUUCAAAGGAACAUGUUCUAGGGUUACCCGUUGGUCAGCAUAUUCAUAUCUCAGCUAAAAUAGGUGAUGAUUUGGUGGUGAGAUCUUACACGCCCGUAUCAUCAGAUGAUGAUCAUGGCUAUGUAGAUCUGGUGAUAAAGGUUUACUUCAAAAACGUCCACCCGAAAUUCCCUGACGGCGGUCAACUUACCCAAUACUUAGAAGCCCUAAAAAUAGGCGAUGCCAUCGACGUUAGAGGGCCUUCGGGCAGGCUACAGUACGUCAGCCCUGGCACUUUUUCCAUCAAAAAACUGCGCAAAGACCCCGCCGUCGUUGUCAAAGUUAAAAAGGUCAAUUUGAUAGCCGGCGGUGUGGGUAUAACUCCGAUUUUGCAGCUGGUCAGACAGAUAGCUAAAGAUCCUACCGACGACACUCAGGCGGCCAUUUUGUUUGCUAACCAGACCGAGAAGGACAUUUUGUUGAGGAACGAGUUGGAGGAAGUCAGUAAGAAGUAUCCGGAUCGGUUUAAGUUGUGGUACACUUUGGAUAAGGCUGAUGAUGGCUGGAAAUAUAGUACAGGGUUCAUCAACGAGGAUAUGAUUCGCGAUCACCUAUUCCCUGCAUCUGACGAUACUAUAACAUUGCUCUGCGGUCCACCUCCCAUGAUUAAUUACGCUUGCAUCCCAAAUUUGGAGAAAUUGGGACACUCUAAGGACUUAAUUUUUGCAUAUUAGGUCCAUAUUUUGGAGCAUUUAUCGUAGAAACUGUUGUCUUGUUGAUUUAAGAUUAAGUAAUUCCUCGUAGUUAAGUUCUAGUUUGUUAUUAAUGAUUGUUUUGCAUUUAUGUUUUGUUAUAAAGCCAAGUAAAUUGUCUAAACUAUAAC
Molecule: messenger RNA, 1375 nt
Organism: Sitophilus oryzae (rice weevil)
Lineage: Eukaryota; Metazoa; Arthropoda; Insecta; Coleoptera; Curculionidae
Product: NADH-cytochrome b5 reductase 3
Exons: 7
Coding region: 276-1226 (316 amino acids)
Cellular component (GO): mitochondrion
Molecular function (GO): oxidoreductase activity; FAD binding
Source: RefSeq, a predicted model, not a curated record